AUGGAAAAACUUGUCACCCAAAUGGACCUUCUUACAAAACAUGUCAUGAGUGGUGGAAGCAAAACGGUGAAUGCAGUAGGAUCUUGUGAAGGGGGUUCUCCGGAUGAGCAAUGUUUCCAAAUGUAUGAGGAAGAGGCAAGUUAUAUCAAACAAUCAAAGGGAGGGUUCCCGACUAAACUACCAAGGAGUGGCAAGACAAUUGGGGAAGAGGCAUUGGUGAAAGAUGAUAUGGUGGUUGAUAAUGAGAAAAUGGUUGAAGAACCCAUCGUUGUUGAAGAAAAAGUGAUUCCAAAGAAGAAGCAGGCUAGUAUUGAAAAGCCCAUUAUUAUUGAAGACGGUCCGGAAAUUAAUGAAGCUUCAAAAGGCGAGGAAGCGGUAGAGGAGGUGCCAAGGACUUCACCGCUCAUUCUGAAGCCUCCUCCUCCAUUCCCUCAACGAUUGGCAAAGAAAACAGACGAUGGAAAAUUUCUCAAGUUUAUCGAGAGAUUGAAAGGGCUUUCAAUUAACAUGCCCUUGGUGGAAGUACUUAAACAAAUGCCCGAUUAUGCCAAAUUCAUGAAGGAUCUUGUAACUAAGAGGAGACAUGCUAGUUUUGAAACGGUGGGAGUUAUACAUCAUUGUAGCUCUAUUAUGACAAAGGCCUUGGUUCAAAAGAAAGAAGAUCCGGGAGCUUUCACCAUCUUUUGCACAAUUGGCAUGUAUAAAUUUGGCAAAGCACUAUGUGAUCUUGGAGCAAGUAUUAACUUAAUGCCACUUGCUAUUUUCAACAAGUUGGGUUUGGGCACUCCCCGACCCAUGACAAUGAGAUUACUAAUGGCGGAUAGAACCGUGAAGAGAUCGGUUGGUAUCCUCUAUGAUGUGCUUGUGAGAGUUGAUCGAUUCAUUUUUCCGACCGAUUUUGUGAUCUUAGAUUGUGAAGUUGAUUUCGAGGUGCCCAUAAUCUUGGGGAGACCUUUCUUGGCCAUGGGGAGUACUCUUGUAGAUGUGGAGAGGCGUGACCUAAAAUUUAGAAUAAAUGAUGAAGAAGUCACCAUCUAUAUUUGCAAGUCAAUGAAAAAACCAGCGGAUAUGAGUGUUGUGUCGGUUACUGAUACAAUUGAGCCAUGGAUACAACCGUUAAGCAUGAGCAUGUGGGUGAUAUAUUAG
Molecule: messenger RNA, 1146 nt
Organism: Lycium barbarum (goji berry)
Lineage: Eukaryota; Viridiplantae; Streptophyta; Magnoliopsida; Solanales; Solanaceae
Exons: 2
Coding region: 1-1146 (381 amino acids)
Source: RefSeq, a predicted model, not a curated record